Oppia nitens is the source of this 909-nucleotide messenger RNA. Its product is annotated as transmembrane protein 186-like. The record is from RefSeq and is a predicted model, not a curated record. NCBI's taxonomy places the organism in Eukaryota, Metazoa, Arthropoda, Arachnida, Sarcoptiformes, Oppiidae. Bases 88 to 909 code for a protein of 273 amino acids. Gene Ontology annotation, cellular component: mitochondrion. The transcript has 2 exons.
AUUAAAUAUAAAUUAGUGAUCAAAAGUGUCGAAAUGUUUGAAUACAUUGAAUGAUUUAAUUAUGAAAGUAAUCCCUAAAAGACAACAAUGUUGUCAUCAAAUGUAUUGAAUCGGUCUUUGAAUGUCUUGAUUGGCGAUAAAUAUCAUACCAUUAAUGGUCUUAAGCUCACUACAAGUGUAUGUCGUUAUAAAAGUAGACCAUUUGGUGACAAUCACUUAAAAUUGUUGGCCUUAAGACACAACUAUUUAAUGAAAUAUUUUAGCAGAGAUUUGUCUUCACAAGAAGACAAACUAAAAAGUAGUGAUGUGUUGAAUAAGACAUUACCGACUAAACAGACGUCUGUAGCUUACAAUCUAAAUGACAGCCAGAAAUCAGAUGAUCAGAGCUCAGGAUUGGUUGGUAUUCAGCGGUGGAAAACUGGAUCACAUCAGGAAGUUAAGCAAUGGAUCACUAUUUAUCAGUUCCCAUACAUCUAUCAGUUGAGAUCAUAUCAAAGAGUAAAGUUAUGGAUGAGUGUAUUGAGUGUAAUAUUAGUUCCGACAACUUAUGUCUUUUACGCCAUUGAUUUGAUACCAUUAGACGCUUGCAAUACAUACACAAUUAUGGGCUUCUUCUCGGUGUCGAUGCUGUAUGUCAUCGGAUAUAUGUUUCGCCAUUUUGUUGGUCGUAUAUAUAUCUCAAAUGAUAAUCAAUUGGUACGAUUGGGUCACUUGACAUUCUUCGGCAAUCGAAAAGACAUUGAAAUCCAAUUGUCAGAUGUGGUGCCACUCAUUGAUAGUAACAACCAAUUAGACGACUGGUUUUGUCGUAUUGAACAAUAUAGUUGUAAUAAUCAAUGGUUUAUAUCAUUAAAAUUUGGAGGAAUUAAAGAUCAACACAACUUUGACAAAGUUUUCGGUAAAAAGUAG